AUGAUGACGAUGGAAUCCUUCCUAAUUUGCCUGAUGAUCCUGGGCAUGGCGGCGUCGAAAGCCCACAAAGUCCAGAUCUGCCCCAAACGCUGCGUCUGCCAAGUCCUAAACCCAAACCUCGCCACCCUAUGCGACAAAAAAGGCCUCUUAUUCGUCCCUCCAAACAUCGACCGCCACACCGUAGAAAUGCGACUGGGCGAUAACUUUGUCACUAACAUAAAACGCAAAGACUUCGCCAACAUGACCAAGCUGGUUGACUUGACGCUAUCUCGAAACACAAUUGGGACCAUCGCGCCGCAUGCAUUCAGAGAUCUAGAAAAUCUUAGAGCUCUACAUCUGGAUAGCAACAGGUUAACACGAAUCACCAGUGAUACGUUUAGCGGUAUGUCCAAGCUACAUCAUCUCAUCUUAAACAACAACCAGCUAACGGAUAUCCAUAUUGGAGCUUUCAACGAUCUGACGGCGUUAGAGGAGCUAGAUCUUUCCUAUAACAACUUGGAAAGCAUCCCUUGGAUAGCGAUCCAACGCAUGUCAAGUUUACACACGCUGAACCUGGAUCACAACAUGCUAAGUUACAUCCCUGAAGGUACAUUCUCUGGAUUGCUGAAGUUGAAAAGACUGGAUGUGACUUCAAAUAAGCUCCAAAAACUUCCCCCUGACCCGGUUUUCCUAAGAGCCGGGGUCCUGGCCACUUCCGGGAUCAUGGGACCUUCUUCGUUCGCGCUGAGUUUUGGGGGGAAUCCGCUGAGGUGUAACUGCGAGCUGUUAUGGCUGAGGAGGCUGAGGAGAGAGGAUGAUUUGGAAACCUGCGCUUCUCCUCAGCACUUGGCCGGACGAUAUUUUUGGACUGUUUCAGAAGAGGAGUUUCUGUGUGAGCAGCCUCUCAUCACCAGGCACUCACAGGAGUUGCGUGCGUUGGAGGGACAGAGUGUGACAUUGCGCUGUAAGGCCAGAGGAGACCCAGACCCUGUGAUUCACUGGAUCGCACCUGAUGGACGCCUCAUGUCCAACUCCACUCGAGCCAUGGUUCACUCUGACGGGACACUGGACAUCCUCAUCAGCACUGUCAAGGACUCAGGCUCGUUCACAUGUGUAGCAUCAAACCCCGCGGGAGAGGCCCAGCAGACCGUGGACCUGGUCAUUGACAAACUGCCCCACAUCACCAACAACACAGCAGUGGACCAGGAACCAGACCCCGGCUCCUCCGACAUCGCCACGGUGACCAAGACGGGAUCUGAGCCCGGCAACGUGCCUUUGAGCAACGCAAAAACCAGUCCGGAGAAGAAAGUGGUGAUCGCCGAAGCAACCUCCUCCUCCGCUCUCGUCAAAUUCAACUUUCAAAGGACCAUACCAGGAAUAAGGAUGUUUCAAAUACAAUACAAUGGGACCUAUGAUGAUUCACUGGUCUACAGGAUGAUCCCUCCGAGCAGUAAGAACAUCCUUGUUAAUAACCUGGCUGCAGGGACCCAGUACGACCUUUGUGUUCUGGCCAUUUACGAUGAUCAGGUGACCUCUCUGACCGCCACCCGUGUGAUCGGCUGUGUCCACUUCAGCACUGAGCCCCAGUACCUGCGCUGCCACUUUAUGCAGUCGCAGUUUCUGGGCGGCACCAUCGUGGUCAUCAUCGGGGGCAUCAUCGUUGCCUCUGUCCUCGCCUUCAUCAUCUUCCUCAUCGUGCGUUACCGGGUGUGUAACCAUGGAGAUGUAGACAAGGCUCUGGAGAUGGGGGACAUCCGCUCCCUGAGCAGUGAUGGGCAGCUGCAGGGCUGUGGUCUCCCCAAGUCUGUGUCCAAACAGGCGCUUCGCCCGGAGAAGAGUGAGAAAGAGUGUCUGCGCCCAGAGAAGAGUGAUAAAGACUGUCUGCCUCCCCCUGACCCGGUGAAGCAGAGGCCAGCCUCUGUGGUCGCCCCAAAGCCCUGUGCAGUCACUCCUAAGACCUCCUCUGUUGCCCCGUCCAAACCGCCAUCUGUGACCCCUCUGAAGCCGUCUGUGCCCGACUGCACCGUCUCCUCUUCAGCAGCGUCUCACAGCUGGCACCCGGCCUCACCCGGCGCCCCACGCCUCAAACGCUCUGCCCCCAAACCCUCUGAGCCUCUGGAGCUGGAGAAUAUGAACCGCAACAACUCCUCUGACCUGAAGAGGGUGCCGCUGCUGGCCCCCACUGCUGCGGGACAGCCCCUCAAAUGGACUGGGGCUCCCAGGGGCCCACGGCCGCACCAGCGACAGUACAUGACUGUGCCUGCAGGGGGCGUGAGAGUGCACCGCAGACACUCUCUGAACGCAGACUCGUACACAGACCGCUGCUACGUGGCCUACGCCAAAGCAGGAGCAGGAAGUCUGCGCUCCAAACGCAGUCUGUCCAUGAGCGGAGAGCUGCCCCACAUCUCCUCAGACAUUCAGCACAGCAAAGGGCCUCUGUCCAGGUCCGAGUGGCUCUUGGAGAGCACGCUAUGAUGCCCUCUGGCCUCUGACCUGCACUGACCCCUCUGACCCC
This is a messenger RNA of Boleophthalmus pectinirostris (great blue-spotted mudskipper), 2494 nucleotides long. RefSeq names its product leucine rich repeat and fibronectin type III domain containing 5b (gene lrfn5b). The coding region runs from base 1 to 2454 and encodes 817 amino acids. Gene Ontology annotation, molecular function: protein binding. The transcript is spliced from 6 exons. NCBI's taxonomy places the organism in Eukaryota, Metazoa, Chordata, Actinopteri, Gobiiformes, Gobiidae. The record is from RefSeq and is a predicted model, not a curated record.